Messenger RNA from Asparagus officinalis (garden asparagus), 2038 nucleotides. RefSeq names its product mini-chromosome maintenance complex-binding protein. The record is from RefSeq and is a predicted model, not a curated record. Gene Ontology annotation, biological process: DNA-templated DNA replication. Lineage: Eukaryota; Viridiplantae; Streptophyta; Magnoliopsida; Asparagales; Asparagaceae. Gene Ontology annotation, molecular function: chromatin binding.
CCCCACCCCCCCCAUCAGAUCUCGUCGAAAUCAUAGAGAGAGAGAGGGGGGGAGAGGAUCGUAGAGAAAGAGAGAAGAUGGUGGGCCCCGCUUACGACUUCCUGCAGAACCCUCUCGGCGCCGUUCGCGCGAACGGCAAGGACUGGGGCGCCGUCGAUCUCUUCAACAGCUUCCUCUUCGAACAGAACGGACUCUCUCAGGUUCCUAUUCUCAAUCAGUCUAAUCUUCGCUGGAUAAAGCCCAAUACUCUGGUGAGAAUCAGAGGAAUGGUUCAAGAUAUGUUUGGAAAUGAAUUAUAUGUUGGCGCUUUUAAGGAUGGUUCGGCUUGGAGAACAAAUAAAUUCUCAGAUGUUGCUUCGUAUCCAAUGCCUUCUGCAUGUGAAUCACGCCUAUGGGAGCGUCGAUUGUUUCACUGCAUUCCCGUUCCAGGACAGAAUUCAUGGACGGUGGAGCCUUCCGUGAACCAAAAUGUCAGAUACAUAGAUAAUGGCAGUACAUCUCAACAUACAGAAAAGCGCCAGAGAGACACUAGCCUUGACAGCAUGAACUCAAAUGUUUCAUAUAAUCAGACAGAUUCAGAUUCUUGCAGCAAGAAGAAGAAGGAGGGUCAGCAUUAUUGUCAGUCAUCAAAUUCAUCUGAGGAACUGAUGAAUCAAGAUUGCAGUUCAGUUCCAAGGAGCGAAAGUUCUGAUGCUACCUCCUUUUCUUGUUUAGUUAAGGUCUAUGAUAUGCCAGAGGGCCACAUAAAACUCCAUGAUGUAUUUGAGUUCAUAGGAGUCUACACAUUUGAUCCUGAGCUUGCUGUUCAUAAGGAUGCUCAUGAUGAUUCAAUGUAUGACCUCAUGGAAGAUGAUAUCUUGGCUCAUCUACCUCCUAGUAAGGUGCCACGUGUUCAUUGCUUGAUAUCCCGGAAGUUGUCCAUGCGAGAUUUUUUGUCCAAUUCUCAAGUUACCGAGCCUCUGCCCAACAUAGUUAAGGGGAUUCGUGAAUCCUUUAUUGGACAUCUGACAUCAGUUCUUGGCAAUGAUGGUUUAGCAGCACAAUGUGUAUUGUUGCAUCUUCUGUCACAGCUCCGGGCUAGAUCUGAUUGGAUUGCUGUGGGAAAGUUGUCUCUAAACUUGAUUAGUUUCACCAGAGAGAGUGCAUCCAUCUUUGGGAAUCGACUUGUCGAUACAAUCCAGAAGGUCUUGCCUUUCUCUCAAGCAAUUCCUCUUAGUGUGGAGUAUCUUAACACUGCAAAACUUCAACCUAAGAAAGACAAUCAAACAGGAAGGUUGGUUGGUGGAGUCCUGCAGUUAGCCCAAGGCACUCACUUGACAAUCGAUGAGACCCAAUUGCAGGCUGGUGUACUUAAUUCUAAUGGCAUAGAGAAUACAAGAUUGCUAAAGCAUUUAAUGGAAUGGCAAAAGGUGGAAUAUGAUUUUGAGUUUUAUAAGCUGGAAAUGGCUGUUGAAGCCCAAAUGCUCAUCCUUUCCGAAGGAAAAUCCAACAUUUUGCCUGCUGAUCUCGUGUUACCUUUUAGACCCACUUCUAUCUCUUCUGAAGUGCUACCAAGCACUGAACAGCUGCAAGCUUGGAGGUGGUAUCUUGCCACCUUAAGGUCACUCCCAUACUCUAAUGGACCAGAAAUGCUCCAGAUGGUGCAGGAUGAAAUGGUUGCAGCUAUGAAGGAAGACCGAUCUGUGGGUGGUACAGAUCUCAACAGGUGGUUAACAAUGGCGCAGUUGGUUUCUGCAAGUUUUGGGGAAACGAGUCUCUCGAUGGAGCGAUGGCAAAUGGCUAAAGAAUUGGAGAGACUUAGAAAGGAGAGGCUCAAGUGAAACUGUGGAAGUGUUUCUUUAGUAGUAGUCACUGGUGGAUGAUUAUUAGAGAAGAAGGGUAAAGAGAUUAAUCUUGUAUUGUCUUUAUAUGGGGUUGGUUGUUUGCUAAUUCUGCGUUGCGUUCUUGUUGUAUAGUAGUUUGGUUUGUUUGAUUUUGUUAUGGAUGAAAAAGGAAAUGAUUUUUUUGCUUGUUUAGGCAAUUGAUUCAAGUUUUUUCA